AUGAGCGAAAAGAUCAUCCUCGUCACAGGCGGUGCCGGCUAUAUCGGCUCGCAUACCGUCCUCGAGCUCGUGCAAUCCGGCCACAAGGUCGUUGUCGUGGACAACCUUGACAACUCGUCCGAGGAGUCGCUCAUCCGCGUCGGCAACAUCACGGGCAAGCCGGAACUCAUCGUCUUCCGUAAGGUCGACUUGCUCGACUUCGCAGACCUCGAGGCCGUCUUCACGGAGUUCUCUUUCUUCGCCUGCAUCCACUUUGCGGGGCUCAAGGCCGUCGGAGAGUCUGUCCAGCAGCCUAUCCGCUACUACCACAACAACCUCACCGGCACCCUCAACCUCCUCAACUUGCUCACCAAGCACGACUGCAAGAACUUUGUAUUCUCUUCCUCGGCCACCGUCUACGGGAUGGUCAAGGAGAUGCCCGUCACGGAGGACGCUCAGAUCGGCGCCACAAACCCGUACGGACGCACCAAGCUCUUCAUCGAGGAGUUUUUGCGCGAUUUGCACAAGGCCGAUUCGGAGUGGAACAUCCUCAUCCUCCGCUACUUUAACCCGUGCGGCGCCCACGCUUCCGGUCAGAUCGGGGAGGAUCCCACUGGCAUCCCCAACAAUCUCAUGCCCUACGUCGCUCAGGUCGCCGUCGGUCGCAGGGAGCAUCUCACCGUCUUUGGCAUGGACUAUCCCACUCCCGAUGGUACUGGUGUUCGCGACUAUAUCCACGUUGUCGAUCUGGCCAAGGGACAUGUCGCCGCGCUUGAUAAAAUCCCGCAGAAGCCUGGCUGCGUUUCAGUCAACUUGGGCACGGGUAAGGGUUUCUCUGUCCUGGACAUGCUCAAGGGCAUGUCGAAGGCCUGUGGAAGGGAGCUCCAGCACAAGGAAGCUCCUCGGAGAGAGGGAGAUGUCUCCAUUUUGUAUGCAGAUCCCAAGUUUGCUAGAGAAUUUCUCGGAUGGGAAGCCAAACUUGGGGUCGAGGAGAUGUGCGCCGAUACCUGGCGUUGGCAAUCAGGAAAUCCCAACGGCUAUGGUAAGGCUGACUAGCGUUCGCCACUUUCUGCAAAUAGGCGCAGAUCGCGGACUGUAGACGACUACUACAAGUUGACAGCACCUAUGACCAGCUUUUGGAGACCGGGAAUAAAGAGUUCAUACGCAACUGAAACAAA
Molecule: messenger RNA, 1157 nt
Organism: Chondrus crispus (carragheen)
Lineage: Eukaryota; Rhodophyta; Florideophyceae; Gigartinales; Gigartinaceae
Product: UDP-glucose 4-epimerase
Exons: 2
Coding region: 1-1035 (344 amino acids)
Biological process (GO): beta-D-galactose catabolic process via UDP-galactose, Leloir pathway
Cellular component (GO): cytosol
Molecular function (GO): UDP-glucose 4-epimerase activity
Source: RefSeq, a predicted model, not a curated record